Pollicipes pollicipes is the source of this 1264-nucleotide messenger RNA. RefSeq names its product trafficking protein particle complex subunit 5. Lineage: Eukaryota; Metazoa; Arthropoda; Thecostraca; Pollicipedomorpha; Pollicipedidae. Gene Ontology annotation, biological process: endoplasmic reticulum to Golgi vesicle-mediated transport. Bases 257 to 817 code for a protein of 186 amino acids. The record is from RefSeq and is a predicted model, not a curated record. Gene Ontology annotation, cellular component: TRAPPII protein complex; TRAPPIII protein complex; TRAPPI protein complex. The transcript has 5 exons.
CUUUAUUAUUUAAACCAGGUAUGACCAAGAUGGAAAUCUGGACAAAGUCAGUAUGAGAAGGAUGAUUAUAGGCUUGUGGCAGCUGUUAGACCUAUGAAGUUUAAAUAAAGUGCUUGACAUUCUGUUUUGUUACAAGCUCUUGCUGCUGCUGGUAAAUGGCUCCAAAUAGAGUUGAAAAAUUGAAAGACAGAAUUGAAAAGUUAGCCCAUGCACCACACAGUGAGCGGCUGCUGAAGGCUGCCCGGCUUCUAGCACCAUGAUGUCCUCCAAGCCUAAGGCGUGCAUCCUGGACCGUUCACUGAGCAGAGGCAAGGGUGAAGUGAAUCUCAGCCUGUUCGCCCUGCUCUUCGCCGAGAUCGUCCACUACACCCACAACCGGGUGCAGUCAGUGUCCGAGCUGCAGAACAAGCUGGCGGAGAUGGGGUAUCACGUGGGUAUCCGGAUGCUCGACCUCAUCGUUGUUCGAGAGCGGAAUCUCAAGCGGGAGACCAAGAUACUGAACAUACUGCUAUUUAUUAAGGGCACCUUCUGGAAGACCAUGUUCGGCAAGGAGGCGGACAAGCUGGAGCACGCCAAUGACGACGAGCGCAUGUACUACAUCAUCGAGAAGGAGCCGCUGGUCAGCACCUUCAUCUCGGUGCCCAAGGACAAGGGCAGCCUGAACUGCGCCGCAUUCGUCGCUGGCAUGAUCGAGGCCGUGUUGUGCGGCUCAAACUUCCGGGCCAAGGUGACGGCCCACUGGCACAAGGGCACGACGUUCAUGGUGCGCUUCGAGAGCUCGGUGCUGACCCGGGACGCGCAGGUGGACGGCCGGUAGGUGCUCACGAGCCCGGGCCACACCGGGACAGCACGAGACGGACCCGGACUGCCCCCAGCAGGGUGCGGAGCCGCGGGCCGGGUCGCGACUCGCGGCGAACUUCGGUCGCGGCCACGCGCGCCGCUGCUGGACACGGUCGCCGUCGGAGCGAGGCCCGCCGCCCGGCGCGGCCGCUGGCGUUACAAGAGGCCGAGAACAGCUCGCCGCGCUGUCGGGCGGCAGCUCCAGGGGCUGAUCUGCCGUGUCCGGCCGUCUCGGGCCAAACCGCUGGUGCAGAUGGCCACGGCACUGGUCGCUGUCAAAGCGCAGCGCAGAGCUAGUUGUAAAAUACUGCGCGAUCGUAUGGGUCGAAUGACUUCAAUUCCAUGGUCGCGCGUGCUACUCGCAUUGUUUUGUUUUUUGUAUAAUAUAUGGACCGGUGCCUUGGUUAAUACACGAAUGUACGGU